AUGUCUGAUUUGUUAAUACAUUCUAUAAUGCACAAUAGCACUCAUAAUAGUAAUACACAUACAUCUAAUAAUAAUACACCUACAAUAUUGCCGCCAAUAUCUACUAUAAUAUCUACUCAACCUUUAUUACCUCCACUCACACCUCCUCCAUCCCAUUCCUACAACAACUAUAAUCAUUAUAACAACUACCAACAACAACAAUCACAAUCACAAUCACAAUCACAAAAUCAAUUGCCAACUGGUUUGGUUACACCUCCGGGUAUUUCAAAAACAUAUUCAUUAACUGAAUCUAAUUUAUCAAAAUUUGAAACUACUAGAAAUAGUCAUGGAUUAGGUUUAUUAAGUUCUGCUGUAUUAUUUGAUGAACAACAACAAGCUAAACAAAUCUUGACUAAACAAUCAAAUAAAAAAACAUUAUCAUCUCCUCCACCUUCUUUAACAAGUAGGUCAUCUUCAGUAUCUUCAUUUUCAACUCCAAAUACUCCUGAAUUGAUUCAUAAAGAACAUCCACAAUCAAAGUCAUCUCCUAUAAUAAAAUCAAAAUCUAUCAAAUCAUCAUCCACAACAAGCACAAGCACAAGUACAUCUGGUUGUAAUAGCAGUAAUAGUAUACAACCUAAGAGAAGACAAAGAUUAGGUCCUUCAUGUGAUUCAUGUAGAUUAAGAAAAGUUAAAUGUGAUGCAGAAAUUCAAAUCAUUUCAUCAUCUGAAUUAAAUGAAAAUUAUUCUCAUUUAAAUCUUUCUGAUUUAUCAAAUGGUAUUAUACAAGAAAUUAAUUUACAAAAUGAUGGUUAUGUUUUAUUAUUUAAUGAUGAAAAAUUUAUAAAAUUUAAAAGUUGUAAACAUUGUCGUUGUAAAUUAAAUGUUUCAUGUUCUUUUAAAAAUGGGUAUUUCAAGAAAAAGAGAGUUUAA
Molecule: messenger RNA, 912 nt
Organism: Candida tropicalis MYA-3404
Lineage: Eukaryota; Fungi; Ascomycota; Pichiomycetes; Serinales; Debaryomycetaceae
Gene: SUT1
Product: Sut1p
Exons: 1
Coding region: 1-912 (303 amino acids)
Biological process (GO): regulation of DNA-templated transcription
Molecular function (GO): zinc ion binding; DNA-binding transcription factor activity, RNA polymerase II-specific
Source: RefSeq, a predicted model, not a curated record